Molecule: messenger RNA, 2102 nt
Organism: Sceloporus undulatus (fence lizard)
Lineage: Eukaryota; Metazoa; Chordata; Lepidosauria; Squamata; Phrynosomatidae
Gene: WBP1
Product: WW domain binding protein 1
Exons: 4
Coding region: 319-1326 (335 amino acids)
Molecular function (GO): WW domain binding
Source: RefSeq, a predicted model, not a curated record
UUAGGAAGGUCCUGAUUGGCUGUCCGGAGGCUCGGGGGCGGGAGCUGCGCCCGGAGUAAUGGCGGCGGCGUCUCCGUCGUCGGAGGCGGCGGCGGCGGGGCCGGUCCUGGCGAGGGCUGAGGCGGCUGCCGCGGGGAUGACCGGACGCCAAGGCCCCGGAGGCGGAGCAGGAGAGCCGGCGAAGGCGCAGGGGGAGCCGGCGGAGGCGGAGGCGGCGGCGGGGUCCGGGCGGAGGCGAGGCGGUCCGGCGGAGGCCGAGGGGGCCCCCGGCAGAGGCGGCGGAGGCCGAGGCGGCGGUCGUCGUCUGUAGGCGGCGCCAUGGAGCGGGAGACGCCGAGGCGGGCGCCGGGCGGAAGGGAGGCCCAGGCCGGGUGGGCCGCCGCUGCCUUGCUGGGCCGGGAGAGGCAGGCGCGGGAGUACUGCCCCGGGGUGAACAACCAGCCCUACGUGUGCGAGACGGGCCACUGCUGCGGGGAGACGGGCUGCUGCAUCUACUACUAUGAGCUCUGGUGGUUCUGGCUUCUCUGGACGGUGCUGUUCCUCUUUGGCUGCUGCUGUGCCUAUCGGCACCGCCGGGCCAAACUGCGCUUGCAGCAGCAGCAGCGCCAGCGGGAGAUCAACCUCAUCGCCUACCACGGUGCCUGCAACUACCCCCCGUCCAUGAUGGACCUCAGGAUGCUGGCUUCCUUCAAGCUCCCUGCCUACGAGGAGGUGGCCCACCGCCCGACCACCCCGCCGCCCCCCUACAGUGCCAUCCUUGGGGGCUCUGCCAGCCGCCGGGGCUCCAGCACCUUGACUCUGACAGGCAGCUCUGAGAACUACACCAGCUGUUCGUGUGAGUCCAGCUGCCUGACCUCUCCCAGCAGCACCUCCCUCUCGGCCACAGAAGCCAGCACGCCCAGCGAGGUGGGAGAAGCAGAGAUGGACGGGGCAGGGGGCUGCAGUAGCAGCACAGUGGGCAGCUGGGAGCUGACCAGCCAGGUGGACACUGGCCCCACGGCCCCGCUCCCCAGGCACACACUCUUCUCCUCCAACGUGGAGCUCUUUGAAGGGGAUCCACAGCAGGGCUCCGACAGUGAGGAAGGGCUGGAGCCCAUGGAGGAGGGAGAGCAUUCCAGGCACCGCCGCCUCACGGGGGACUCUGGGAUUGAGAUGGGACGUGGCCAGGAGGAAGAGGAGGAGGAAGAAGAGGCUGCCCGCCUGCUUGAAAAGGGGGGGACAUGCUCUCCCUCCAACGCCGAGGCCCGGAGCCUGUGUGGGGGAGUGGCCGAAGGGGGCCCAGAGGAACUGGCCCCCUUCUCCUCCUCACCUACGCUGCCUGUGUGAGGGGACUAGUCCCGCUUGGCUGACUGCCCCUCCAGCUUCACGGGGCUGCCCACCCAUCUGGUCACCUCAGAGACUCAGCCAUAGCUGCCUGAGUGCCAGGCAGCCCAGCGUAGCGAGCAAGGGCUUGUACCCGCUGCAGUUCACUGUGGAAAAUUUCCGCCUUAGCACCGACACUGCCCUCCGUUGCAGGCUCUCACACUCUCCCUCCCUCCCCGGCUUACACAGUGUGUCACGCUCCGUCCCUCCAGCUUUGUGACCAAAGGUCUGCUCCCCCUUCCUCCCCCACAGAUGUUUGGGUGCUGGCUUGGGAGCCCAUGGUGGACUUGGGGCCCCAGAGCCCUGUGGGUCUGGGAGGGCAGGUGUGUGCGGGGGAGCUAUCUAUCUGCUGGACCAUAACUACCGUAGCAGCUCUCUGUGUGUGCGCGUAUGUGUGUGCGUCUCCUGCUGCGCUCCAUAGCCUUUGGUGCGAGGUGUAGCUCUUGUCAUGGGGGCUGAUUCCCCCGCCUGGCCCGCCUGCCCCCCGAGCAUUUGCACUGGGCUUGGGCUUGGCUGGUUACGUGAGUGAGGGGUUCGUGUGGAGUCCGGUCUCCCCAUCCCUGGUCCCACCGGACGGGGCUGGGGAUGUGGGGAGCUGGCCUUCCCCUUUCGGGCUGCUUGAUGCAGCUUGGUUGAUCCAUGCCCUGCCCACGCCUGGUAGCCUUUGGAGUGGGGAUGCUCCUUGCCUCUGCUCUUGGGGCCAGCGGUACAUGCUUACUAUUAAAGAGAUGUGGAAAGUC